Messenger RNA from Hermetia illucens (black soldier fly), 551 nucleotides. RefSeq names its product anaphase-promoting complex subunit 11 (gene lmgA). Lineage: Eukaryota; Metazoa; Arthropoda; Insecta; Diptera; Stratiomyidae. Gene Ontology annotation, biological process: positive regulation of mitotic metaphase/anaphase transition; protein ubiquitination; anaphase-promoting complex-dependent catabolic process. The coding region runs from base 190 to 447 and encodes 85 amino acids. The record is from RefSeq and is a predicted model, not a curated record. Gene Ontology annotation, cellular component: nucleus; anaphase-promoting complex. Gene Ontology annotation, molecular function: zinc ion binding; ubiquitin protein ligase activity; cullin family protein binding. The transcript has 2 exons.
GUUGAAGCGUUUUACAGAUUCCCACUACAACUCUUAAACUACACAAGCUUCACUCUGGUGAACAGCUGGACCUGACGUUUUUUGAAUUGGAAUUGAUUUUCCGUAAACAUCUUGCCGGGUCCUUCGAUUAUCCAAAAAAUCUAGUCUAUAACGAAAACGGUGCGGAUUUGUGGCUCCUGAACCCGGAACAUGAAAGUGAAGAUUAAAAGUUGGAUGGGCGUCGCGACAUGGCGCUGGAUUGCGAAUGACGAGAAUUGCGGAAUUUGCCGAAUGUCCUUUGAGAACUGCUGUCCAGAGUGCUCCCUGCCCGGUGACGACUGCCCAUUGGUUUGGGGCGCGUGUUCGCACUGUUUCCACAUGCAUUGCAUCGUCAAGUGGCUAAAUUCGCAGCCGAACAGCCAGCAGUGUCCCAUGUGUCGGCAAAAUUGGAAGUUUAAUAUUCAAUAGACAUUCCGAAAGUCAGAAAAAACAUUGAUAGCUUUGUAAGACAUUUUGUAAGAUAUCCGCAAGGACAAUAAACUGACUAAAGUUCGGUCAAUUUUGGAACUGAG